Messenger RNA from Leptopilina heterotoma, 1822 nucleotides. RefSeq lists its product as uncharacterized. NCBI's taxonomy places the organism in Eukaryota, Metazoa, Arthropoda, Insecta, Hymenoptera, Figitidae. The record is from RefSeq and is a predicted model, not a curated record. The transcript is spliced from 10 exons. Bases 1 to 1812 code for a protein of 603 amino acids.
AUGGCGUCGCGGUAUUGGAGACCGUUCAAAGAACAGGAGCCGCAACAUCCAACUGUGGAAACUCCACGGCGGACGAAGAGUGUUAUUGCAAGCCGGGAUAGCGCGGCUGCAGGCACAAAUAAGACGAAAAAGGUUAGUAAGCGCCCUAGGGAAGGAGUAAGCCCGGAUGUGAUUAAUCCUGAGUCGCUAGUUGAAGCAAAAGAGGCGUCCUCAAGUAGUCCUAGUAAGACGUAUGCCGAGACCGUCUUGAAAGACGGAGCGGACAAUGAGGACGGCUUUAAGGUUGUUAGAAAGAGAAGGGAACGGGCUCCAAGAAAAAAGCCCCCAGGCGAGAAAAAAGAGCUCUCAAAACACCAUUUGAAGCUUACAACCACGGAAGCGGUAAAAAUUACGGCAAGAGACCCAAAAUCUUAUGAGGGUAUCUUGCCGCUGAUAAAAUCAAAGGUUAAACCUGAAGAUACAGGUACCGUGAUCCAGAAAAUCAGGAGAACUUUUAAACAGGAGGUUCUCCUGAUAGUGAAGAAGGGUGGAGAGACCUUAAAAUUUGCGGACAGUCUGUUUUCGGCCCUGUAUGGCAUGGCUGAGGUCAUACCUCUAGUAAAUAAGAGGUCUCUAGAAAUCAAAGACCUGGAUGAAGCCACUACAAAGAGUGAGAUGACUUCAGCAUUGAAAGAAAAGCUGGGCAAAUCCGACCUGACUAUGGAGUGCAAAUUAUUGCCGCGCCACAGAGGAACUAAGCAAUGUUCAGACAGACCGAAGUAUUAUAAAGACUACAUUCAACGUGGAUCUCAAACAGCAAUUCCUAAAUCAACGUGGUAUCGUUACCAACAGAAAUUUAAGGAAAAGCAAGUAUCGAAAAUUUGGAAGAAACUAAUAAAAAAAAGGAUAAAUUUUCCAAAUAGAAGGAACUUUAGUUUGUCGUUACAACAAGAGUCACAGAAAACUAAAAAACCACAGAAAGAGAAACGUAAAAGGAAGUUUUCUGAUAAUGAUGAAAAUCUAGACAAAAAUAAAAAAAAAAUGUUAAAGGAUAGAAGUAGAAUUGUCUCUUGCAGCAGCAGCAGCAGCAGCAACUUUUCGGAGAAUGAUAACGAGGAUUCAUCUGAAAAGUCAAAUUCUUCAUCAAAUGAAAGUGGCUCACUUGUCAGCAUACAGGAAGGGGGCAGAAGAAAAAUAAAAAAAAUAUCUCAUCGUAGUUCGAUGAUUCAGAAAAAUUCUAAAAAAACCAAAAGUAGACAAACAUUUAAACCUUCGUCUUCACAAGUUCAUGAAGAAGGGGAGACUUCUGGUGCCAGGGGUAAUAGUUUGGAAACAAAUAAUAGACGUGAAGAUACAGAAUCAUCAAACAACUCAACAAGAAGGAGUGAAUUGCAAAUACCCAGGCGGAAAUUUCCAACCGAAAUAUUUGUCAGUAACAUGAAACCGAUCGGUUCUGUAGAUUUAUCUAUUAAUGUAUAUGUUGGUAGCCAUAAUGAUGAGGAAUACACCAUAUAUGAAGAUACAUGGGAGCUAAUGCUAUCAAAAAACGAUUCUCAAUUUACUCGCGAUAUGGCAGAACACCUUUGGGGGAAAGAAGUCCUUUUCUCUAGAUGUAUGCAGAAAUGCUAUAAAAACCCCGAGGUGCCAUUCUUAACUCCACAAAAAUACAAACUUGUAAAGGAUGCUCUUUUUUACAAAAUAACUAAAAACCAGGGAAAUAAAUUGAAUGUUGCAGCACGGGCUGUAAGAGUAAAAAAAAUAUGGAAAUACAUGUCCGCUAAGAUAAGCGACUGCAAAAGAGGUGAUCGAAACAACAGAUCAGAAACACAAUAAUUAUUUUCAA